AUGGAUCUGGUCAUCAUGCAGGAGCUGGCCCGCGCCGAGAGCCAGCAAGAUGCCGCCUCCCUGAAGAGAGCUUACCAACUAAUUAAGUCGGCCAACCUGGGGAAGUCGGAGCUGGACCCCUGGGAAAGCUUCAGCCCCAACCUGUUUGUUCAGUGCGCAGAACAGGCCCUCAAGAUGGGACAGCCACAGGUGAGCGAAGACUGCAUCCAGAUGUACUUCAAGGUGAAGGGGCCUGUCACCCAGUUUCUGGGCCGAGCGCACCUGUGCAAGGCCCAGCUGUGCACCCCGAAGUCCACCGACAACCUGGAAGAAUUUGAAAAUUGUGUGACUCAGUAUAUGAAGGCUAUAAACUUUGCCAAAGGAGAGCCGAGGUAUUAUUUCUUGGUCUUUAACGCCUCAGUCCUCUACUGGCAAAUGGUGAGACCGUUUCUGAAGCCUGGAUACCGCCACCUUCUGAUCCCCAGCCUCUCCCAAAUCGUGAACGUCCUGAACCAAACCGAGGAGGAAGACAAGGAAUGGCGUGCAGAGCUGAUGUUGGAACUUCUUGAGUGUUAUCUGCAAGCUGGAAGAAAGGAGGAUGCUGCUAAGUUCUGUUCCACUGCAGCACCUUUCAUAAAAUCAAAUGUGCCACAGAAAUACCGAGAGAUAUUCUCCAUUAUGACCCUGACUGGUGACGGCGAGUGUGGCUGGUUGGAGGAGUCAGGCUCUGAGUCAGGAACACGAAUUCUUUUGCUUUUUGAGUUAGCUCACCUUUCUUUGACCUUGAAAUGCACGGACAUCUGCUCUGAUUGCCUCUCAGACCUGAAGAAAAUUGAAAGCAAGGAUCCUGGGAAGCUGAUUGAAAUUGAAUGUCUGGAGUGUGAAUUAGAAGCUUUCGAAAUUGAAAAUAAAGUUAAACUCUACAUUCGAUCAGCUGUUGAGACCCAGCUGAGCAUCAUACAGAGGCUGGACGCUGCGCUGCAGCGGGCUGCCCGCCUGGGUGCCCCGCGUGUCAUCCAGGUGGUGUGCGCCACCCAGUGGAACGUCUGCCUGCCCCUGCUGCAGCACAACCUGCGGCACCACCUGCUCAAGCCACUGACCAACAUCGCGGAGAUCCUGGAGAAGGUGGACAGCCUCAUGACGCUACUGCGAUGCCAAGUGCACAUGGAGGUGGCACACAUUGAGGAGGACCAGGACCGGCCAGAGCCCGCCAUGGAGCACCUGCUGAAGGCCAUGCACCUGGACAGCAUGGGCCUUUACCAGGACAAACUGCAGAUGGCCUUCAGCCGGCUGCACCUGUGCACCAUGCUGUACCAGGUCCCUGAGCGUGACGAGGACAGGGCCACCAUGGCCAUCGAGCAGGCAAAAAAAGCCAUCCCAAAAGAUAGCGUCAGGAAAAAGCGGGCCCUCCUGGUGAACGCGGGCCUGGCCUUAGCCCCGGACACGUUUCAGAUUGUGCUGGACAGUGAGAAUGAGGCCAAAGUUUCUGCCGGGAAGAGUAAGGGCCGGUUCAGCUUCCUUGCUGCAAAGGCACGUCACUACAUCGUCAGCGUGGACAAAGCUGUUGGGCACUUACGGCGCUUGGGGAAUGAGAACGAGGGUGAGAGAAUACAGAUUUGGGCCGAGCUGGCCAAAGUUGCACGGAAGCAGGGUGUAUGGGACGUCUGUAGGACGGCGAGCCGCUUCUGCCUUCUGUAUGACAACAUCAAGAUGAGGAAGUCUCAGACGAGGACGAGGAAGGGAAAGAAGAAGCGAGGUGGCGAUGUCUCUGUGCAGGACUUCUGGGACCAGCCAGAGAGCCCCCCGCAGAGGCAGUUGCACCCUGACCUGCUGCGCAGCAUCGCGGAGGUGGGGUUCAUCAGCGCCGAGGCCACUGUCCAUUUUCUGCGGUCAGAAGGUGUGGAGCUGAAUGAGCAGCCUGUCCCUGCUGAGGACUUGAGCCAGCAUGCAGCUGGCUAUGUGCCUGAGCCCCCUGAGGAGAGUGCGGACUGGAUUGCGUACAGAAGCUGGAUUGAGAGCCUAUCCCAGUAUGCCAUGAAUAACUGGCUGCGCUCUGCAGAGAUUGGGCAGGAGAUACAGGAGCCCUGGAUCGUGCAGAACUCGAUUGUCUACGUCCUGAACCACAACUACCACCUCAUCCUGGCCGGGCGGCAAAGGGAGCUCAUAGACAGCUUAUACCACCUCUUGAGCAUCGUCAAGGAUAUGGAUUACAGCGGCGUGGACCCUUCGAUGGUGGCCAUGCUCUGUGACACCCUGGCCCGUGGCCUGAUUAUCACCUGGAUCCCAACCCAGACGCAGACAGCGGAGAAGGGAAAAAAAAUGGCACGAUCAAAUAUCUUCCAUACCCCCAUGGAUGUGGGAAGCAGCGCUGAGAUCAAAGCAGCUGUGGAGAUCUGUGAGUUUGCCCUGAACCUGACUGGUGGGAGUGUGCCUGACGAGGUAGUCCCCACCAGCGCCCGGCAGCAGCUCAUCGCCACCUGGGUGAAGGCCAAGCAGCUGUUACAGCAGCAGAUUGGGCCACGGCUGGGCACAGAGGAGCAGGGAUCCAGUGAUGACUCCAGCUGCGUGACCAGGGUUCUUGUGGCACUGGAGAUGUACUCCUGCAAUGGGCUGGGCCUCAUGGACUUCAGUGUCCCACCCCUGGCUCAACUGGUGAAAAUGGCCUCCGAGUGCAACUGGCCGGAACCCCUGGUGGAGCUGCAGACCCUGACGCGACUGGCCCACUUUGCCCACGCAGCACAUGACCACGAGAUCACCAUGGCCUGCACCCACAAGGCCAUUCAGCUGGGCAUAAACUACAUGAGAACCUUAGGCCCGCCCGAGGCCCGGCUGGUGGCAGAGAUGCUGUGCAUGGCCUCAUGUGUCAAGGGCAGGAGCAUCCUCGAGAGCCUGAAGGGCCGGAAGCACCUGCGGCUGUCAGCAGCUAGGGCCUUCCUGGAGAGUGCCAGGUUCGGGGGUAACGCAGGCAGCAGUGCUCUGGUGAUGAUGGCUGCACGGCACUACUGGAAUGCCUGGCUGCCUCUCCUGUCCUCCGUCGCCAACAGGAAGAAGGCCAGGGUCACUGUCCAGAGGCUCAUUGGCAUCAUCAACAAGACGGAUGACCGAAAGCAGGAAAAAGGGAAAACCCUGCUUCUGCACCAGUGGCCCACUGCAGACUUGCAGAGCGGCGAGACCAGUGAAGGCUACUUCCUUCCAGAGGCUGAGGACGACCUUACACUCCGCACAGCUCUCUAUGGGCUGCUCUUCCACAGCCACGCUGACCAGGAGGACUGGGAGGGUGGCCUCAGGGUGCUGGACGAGGCUGUGCAGGUGCUGCCACGUACGGCUCACCGCCUCUUGAUCUUCAAACACAUGGUCAUCGUGAAGGCCAAACUUGGCCAGAAUUUCAUGAUGGACCUUCAGAAGUUCAAGGAUGAGAGUGAGGACUAUGUGGCGCGUAUGUGGCACCGCCUGGCCUUGAGCUCGAAGAGUGUCCAUGGGGAGCUGACCUGCUACCACAAUGCCAUCCAUGUUCUGCAGAAGCCGGGGACUGAAUGGCAGAAAACGGACUACGUCUUAGAGUUCAGUGAGUGGCUGUAUCACAAGCAGUUCCCUCUGAAGGAUGUGGUCUACCACCUGCAGUGGGCCAUCGAGAUCUUGUUGGCAAUGAAGCCCCCCAGAGAUGCUCCUGAGCCAGAGCCCCAGCCAGAUGGUGAGCAGAUGCCUGAGGACAUGCAUGCUCAGGGGCUGCCAGAAGGUCCAGCCCCCCGGGCUGCAGCGCUGUUGUCCCUGGAGAAGCUGUGCAGUGUGCGGCAGCUGGAGACGCUGGCCCGUGCCUGCACCAUGCUGGCCCUGGUGUUGUCACCCGCCUCCGCCGACUAUGAGGACUAUGGGCUGCUGGCCUACAUGUUCCUCAGGCGCAUCUGGCAGGUUUCUUUGAUGACAGCAGGGAAAUCAAUUUCAGAGAAUAAACUUGAUGGAACAGUCAGUUCAUAUUUGUCACUGGCAAAAAAAGAGAAGGAGAAAAGUAAAGAAAAAGAGAAACUGACAGAAAAGGAGAAACCGAUAGAGAAGGAGAAGCUUCAAGACAAGGAGAAACCAACAGAGAAGGAGAAACCCCGGGAGAAGGAGAAGCUUCAAGACAAGGAGAAACCGACAGAGAAGGAGAAGCUGACAGAGAAGGAGAAGCUGCGGGAGAAGGAUGAGAAGGAGCGGGGCAAGGAGGCCAAGCAGUUCACUCCUGCCAAACAGCUUGAGGACCUACCUGCAAGCACAGAGGAGUGGGCUUCCUAUACCUGCCCCCAGGAGGUGCUGUCCGUGUUUAAACAAGAUGAAAGUGACUUCACUGUCAACACAGCGAGUCUCCUGAAACCGACAUACACCUUAUAUUACCUGGACCACUUGGUCACCAUCCUGCAGAAGAUGUCUCUCCACGAGCUCACCAUCCCCAUCCUGCAGCUGGGCGUCCUGAUCUCGUACUCUGUGGUGGAGAGCGAGAGCCUCGCAGGCCUCUAUCACCUUCGACUCGCGCUCGUGUGCUCCCAAUUGAAGCUGAGAGAAGCUUCCACUUACCAUGAAGAAGCCGCCGGGCCGGUGCACCUCGGGGAACUGGAGCAGGCGAGCUGCAGAAGAGAGAUUGCUUUGAAGAGAGACAGAAAAAAGGAACCUGUAUUGGAAGAAACCCUGCCGGAACUAGCUCUGCAGGUGACACCCACCCCACCCGCAGAGAUGAGGCCGCUGGUAGCGAAGGACAAGAUCUUGGAGAUAAAUGCAGAGAUGGGGAGGGGACUUGAUGGAGAGGCCUUUCCCCAGCUGUGGAUGCUGAAGGGGGAGGUGCUGCUGGAGAUGCACCUGUACCAGCCUACCCGGCUGCUCCUGUCAGAGGCUUACCUGGCUUUCCAGGAGUUUGAUGACCCUUGCGCACAGGCGAGAUGUCUGCUCCUUCUGGCACAGUUGGCCAACAAGGAAAAGAACUACGGACAAGCAAAAAAGAUGAUUGAGGAGGCCCAGUGCCUGGGGGGGAGCGAGGACUUUUGGUACAGCUCCACCCUGACUCUGGCAGAGACACUCUUGUCCACAGGGGAUGAAGGACAAGAGGCCAUGGUUCGCCGCCUAUUUCAGAAGCUCAUAGAGACCUUCAAGGUUCUCAAGAGAGAGAGGCCCAACCGGGCAGCCAGGCUGGACUUCUUCAUCACUGACCUAGAGGCCAGGUGCCUGAGCCUCCAGGUCAGGGCUACGGAGGAGCUGGUGGACAGUGCCCCUCGGGAGUGCUUGGCGCUGCUGAAGGACUUGGACAGCUGCCUGAUGGAAAUAGAGGAACAAUUUAUCAGAUGUGGCUACAGAGAGAAUUGUAUCGACAUAAAAGUAGAGAGAGCCCGGAUAAAGAGGUUAUGUGCCCAGAAGGAGGGUGACGAAGAGCAGAGGACUGCCUACUACCUGGAGGCACACGGCUUGGCUCAGAGGGCAGUGGCUGAACAAGAAAAGCGAUUCCACAGCACCCAGACCUUGCUGGGCCUUCACGGGUUGCAGGAUGUCAACAGCCCCCUGAUGCGGAAGCUUGCCCGCCUCAAGUUGGGCCUGGUGGAGGCCUCGCUGGACAUGCUGCAGGUCAUCUGGGAGCAGAUGCAAGCACAGCAGCUGGAACAGGGCUCCCUGGAGAAGCUUCUGGCUGACUACUUGAGGAGCACCUACGAAUACUCACCUGUUGGCCUGCAGUGGCUGGCACUGAAGCGCACCCUGGCACACACAGUGUUGGCACAGCUGGGGAGUCUGCAGCCGUUGUGCAUGGGCUGCGUGGAGAUCCGUGCCCAGCUCUUGGGCCUGGCCGGGAGGGCCCUGCACCAGCUGGCAGUGCAGGCAGACCCUGUGCGCCCCACCUGCUACUGGGAGGAGUGCCUCUUGGUGGGCACUAAGCUGAACAGCCUCUAAUCUCUGCAGCUGGAAGGUGAGGAAGAGGGCGUUGAAAAGUCGGAAGGGGACCUGCCGGCUGACACAGCAGCCUCCAGAGAGCAGAGCAAGAAAAACGAGGGCCUGAAGCGGAAGAUGGUACUGGCCCGGCGGCUCCUGGCCCAGGCGUCUGAGGUGCUGUUGCAGUGCCUGCACGUGGCCCUGGGCAGUGGCCUCAUGGAUGUUGCCGCGGCCGCCAGCCUGGAGCUGGUAGAGUGCACUGGCACCCUGGACCCUGUGACCACCUGCCAAUUCCUGGCACUGUCUCAGAGCUGCUCGGCCUCAGAGGCAAUGCGGGAUGUCCUGCUUACGGCCACGGCCAACACCAGCAGCUCGCAGCUAGCAGCCCUGCUGCAGCUGCAGGAUCGGCUCAGGCGCCAGGACGGGGCUCUCACCAGCCUGCGUACCAGCGUGGAGCAGAGGUUGGCCGCCACUUUCAAGGCUUGGCAGAAUCUGUGCGUCACGGAGCAACAUUUCAACCUGCUGAAUGAGAUCCCACCUAUGUUUCGGAUCCUCUUCCUGCACCACUCACGAGACAGGUCCCGGCUGUAUUGCGCUGUCUAUGAGAAACCCAAGUCCUUUUCUGCCAGCAAAGGAAAGGUGCUGUCAGUGGGGGGUCUCUGCAAGGUGAUGCGGCUGGCUGUGAACCCUGCUGACUUCUCACACCUGUUGGCCUGUGCCCACCAGUUCCAAGAGCACCCCCAGGUUGAGGUAUACGCAGAGGACACGGCCCAGGACCCAGACGUGGAGCCAGAGGAUGUGCAGGUGAGGAACAAAGCACCUGGCCUACAUGGGCUGGGCCAUGUCCUGCAGCCCAUGGAGGCCUAUCUGAAGCCACUCUUCCCGCUGUUCAGCUAUACUGAAGACAGAACACAGAUACCCACUGUUGUUGCAGAUUCUGGGAAAGCAAAAGGCAAAGACAAGGACAAGAAAUUAUCUUUAGGACAAACUCACGCUGAGGCUGCGGAUAAGAUGAUCCUGAUUGCAGACAGGCCCUUUCUGCAGUUGCCACUAGAAGGUCUGUCUGUGCUGGAUGAAGCGACAGUUUCCUCUGUGUCACGAGAAUUUUCUCUCCAGAUGUUGUACAAUCGCCUCCAUAAAGAAGAAUCGGAUGGCGGCACAGGGAAGAAGGAGACCAAGGGCAGGGACUUCAAGCAGAGGAACCUGACCAGGAGGGGCCGGAAGGGCAGCACCAACCGGACCAUCCCCCCGGACUGCAUCGUCGUGGACGCAGACGGCUUCAAGUUUGUGGUGGACCCCCCCGAGGAGGUCCAGGGCCCAGAAAUGCUGACUCCUGUCUAUGUAACCCGGGAGAUUUUGGAACGAUUCCAAGAAACAUUCACUUCGAGAUGGGUGGGACAUCUGGGAAGAAGUUACUUUCCCAGCCAGGGGCAGUGGGAGCAGGCCUUGGCCAGCUGCAGUGGCUUCUUCUUCUACGGAGCAAAGAACCUCCUGUCCCAUCUACUAGUGGACAGACUGGUGGCCAUGAACCUACAGGAGUGCCACAUGAUGAUCCUAUUGGACCUGACAUGGCCCUAUGAAAGCACACGGCAGCACAGGGAUGGCUCAGAGGACAAGAGCACAUCCCAGCUGUCUUUGGAGGUGCCCGUUGAGACUGCCAUCCUCCUGAGCCUGGCAGGAGUCAAGAGCAUCACAGCAAACCAGUGGCCAGCGUCGCUGCAAGACAACGCCCUGCGAGCCAGCGUCCUGUGGGAGAAUAUGUUAGCCUUGGGCAAGCCGAUCGGGGCUGUGGUCCGUCUCCUCCAGAAGAUGGGAGGCCAUGGAGUAGUUAGCCAAGACGCAGUGCCUCACACCUCGAAGGACAAGGUGCCGAUCAUCCAGCUGCCUCUGCCAAGCCCAGAGCGGCUCCCCACCGCCCUCAACUUGGUCCUCUACGGGCUGCCGCACCAAGCCAUUGGGUAG
Molecule: messenger RNA, 7827 nt
Organism: Otolemur garnettii (small-eared galago)
Lineage: Eukaryota; Metazoa; Chordata; Mammalia; Primates; Galagidae
Gene: CFAP46
Product: cilia and flagella associated protein 46
Exons: 59
Biological process (GO): cilium movement involved in cell motility; axoneme assembly
Source: RefSeq, a predicted model, not a curated record